AGGAGGCCAGGGCCUGGCAGCGGAGGAGGGCUGUGGAGGGGAGGGACCCGGGAGGGCAGCUGCAGGGAGCACCAGCUGGGACCUUCACUCCUGGGCAAGCUGGGAGGACUUCUGAGCUGGUGUCUGGCCGGCAGCUGCAGUCUGAGGACCCAGAUGCAGAAACGGAAGAGGACCCCUCUGUGACCGAAGGGCCGGUGGACGAGAUCGUCCGGCCGAGGCCACAGGGGUCCUCGCCGGUCUACGAAUGCACUGCUGAGGGUGCCGGCUUUGGACUCCCGGGGGAGGACACAAGGAGAAGGCGGGCUUCCUCGGGCUCGGGGGGUCGGAGGUCCUGGUGGAAGCGAGACUCGGGAGACUCUCGAACGUUUUCCAGGAUGAGUCGUCGGCAGUCCGUGCAGGAGGCGACAGAGGUGACGCUGAGGACAGACGUGGAGGCCGGAGCCAGCGGCUACAGCGUCACAGGGGGCGGGGACCGAGGGAUUUUCGUCAAGCAAGUGCUGAAGGACUCCUCCGCCGCCAAGCUCUUCAGCCUAAGAGAAGGUGAUCAGCUGCUCAGUGCAACCAUAUUCUUUGACAACAUUAAAUAUGAAGACGCUCUCAAAAUUCUUCAGUACUCAGAGCCUUACAAGGUUCAAUUCCAAGUCAGACGGAAACGUCCUGCCGCAGGGGAUGAGGAAGAGGUCUCCGGUGGCGCUCAGCCCGGCCGCAAGGACAGUGAGACGCAGGACAAAGAUGUCGCCGAUGGGUGCACAGAGACACCCACGAAGACUGUGGAAGGAAGUGGAGACAAGGAGAGACUGAUCUCCAAGCCCAGGGAGGGCAGGGGCAGGCCGUCCCAAAACGAGAGGCUCUCCUGGCCCAAAUUCCAGUCAAUAAAGACCAAGCCCAGGUCAGGGCCGCGGAGGUCACACAGCUCUUCAGAGGCCUGUGAGCGAGGACACCCACCUGACAUGUCCCCCACGAGCACAGACACAGAGGCCCAGCUCCCAACAGAGGAGCAGGAGCAGAAGGCAGGACCGGACGGCCAGCGGAGGAGAAGGUUCCUGAACCUGCGAUUCAGAGUGGGCUCAGGGAAGGGUCCAACACCGGGGGCGAGGCCGAGCACAGAGGUCCAGUCCGGGGUCCUAGAGGAGGCAGCAUCCUGGGAUGACAGCCAAGAGGGCGCCAAGGCCAGCACAGACAGGACGGUGGAGGGACCAGAGGGGACAUCAGCUCUCACUGCCCAGCAACCCGCGGAGCCAGGCCGCCCCAGCGAGGGAGCCUUGGGGGACGGGGCCAGCGUGGCACCCAGGCGCCGAAGAAAGACAAAGGAAGUGAAGGACCAGGUCGACUCUGUGUCAGACGGGAAACCCGGGAUGGACUCAGGUCCAAAGCCAGGUGGAGACGGCCACAGAGAAGCAGUCCAGGGCACAGAAACUGGGAUUGCCACAUCGGCUCUGCGAGGCAAAGUGGACACACAGGGCCGCCAGCUGGAGUUCCAAAUCCAAAUACCCGAUGUCAAAACGCCCAGCUUUGAAUUCUGCAAAGAAACAAUGCCAGACAGAGAAGCGGGCACAGCAGCACGACUGCAGGGACCCAGACACGGAGGUCCUACAGCAGAGGCCACGGGCAUGAAAGAGCAGCCUGACCACAGACCGAGGCCACAGGUGGCCGGAAAGCCUGCAGGGCCCCUGACAGAACGGGAGGAAGGAGGAGCAGAGGGAGCUGAGGCAGGGCACGGAGAGGCACACGCCGAAGACGGGGACACACACGCACAGGGCAGACAGGAAAGGAAAACUAGGUUCAAAUUCAAAACACCCUCAUUCGGGUGGUCUCCAGGAAAGGACAUAAAAUCAGGUCAGGAACAGGACAGAGAAAUGGAGGGCACGCUCACCACUCUGACCGAACAGACAGGUGCCAGAGUCAAACAGUCAGAACGCGAAAAAACAAAAUUAGACACACCUGAGCUAGACUCAGGAGCCACAGAGGGAGGAAGAGAGGGUGUUCAGACAACUCAAGCCGAUUUUACUCUGGGAGAAAGGGAGGUGGCCGCCAGAGACAGCAAGUUCAAAAUGCCCAGGUUCAAGAUGCCAUCUUUUGGUGCCUCCGUGCCAAGCAAGUCCUUGGAGGCCACGGUGGACGUGUCCCUGCCCAAGACCCAGGCGGAAGUGUCCCUGCCUUCCAUGGAAGCUGAGGUCAAGAGCAAUGAUGUGACCAUUGAGCUGCCAUCUGCUGACCUGGAACUCAAGACAUCCACGGUGGGGGAGAAGGUUCCAGAAGGCACAAUACCUGAAGGGGAGCUCCAGGAACCCUCGGCAGGCGUUGGAGUCAAAGGGCACCUGCCCAAGGUGCAAAUGCCCAGCAUGAAGAUGCCCAAAGUGGACUUUAAGACACCCCAGGUGGACACUAAGGGGCCCAAGGUGGGCAUCAAGGGGCCCAAGGUGGACCUGAAGGGCUCCAAAGGGGAGGUGAGCAUGCCAGACGUGGAUGUGACGCGACCGAGUGCAGAUGUGGACGUCCAGGCACCCACCGCCAAGUUGGAGGGUGACGUUACCCUGGGAGACAAGGAGGUGGCCGCUAGAGACACCAAAUUCAUAAUGCCCAAGUUCAAGAUGUCUUCCUUCGGUGCCUCGGCGCCAAGCAAGUCCUUGGAGGCCGAGGUGGACGUUUCCAUGCCCAAGAUCCAGGCGGGAGUGUCCCUGCCAUCCAUGGAAGCGGAGGUGAAGACCAGUGAUGUGACCAUUGUUCUGCCAUCUGCUGACCUAGAACUCAAGACUUCUACAGUGGGCCAGAAGCUCCCUGAUGUUCAGGUGCCUGAGGGAGAGCUCCAGGAGCCCUCAGCAGGGACCGGGUUCAAAGGGCACCUGCCCAAGGUGCAAAUGCCCAGCAUGAAGAUGGCCAAAGUGGACUUUAAGGCACCCCAAGUGGACAUCAAGGGGCCCAAGUUCGACAUGAAGGCCCCCCAGGUGGACAUCAAAGGGUCCAAGGUGGACCUGAAGGGCCCAAAAGGGGAGGUGAGUGCGCCCGACGUGGAUGUGACCCUGCCCAGCACAGAGGUGGACGUCCAGGCACCCAUGGCCAAGUUGGAGCGUGACGCUACCCUGGGAGACAAGGACGUGACCGCUAGAGACAGCAAGUUCAAAAUGCCCAAGUUCAAGAUGCCAUCCUUCGGUGCCUCGGUGCCAAGAAAGUCCUUGGAGGCCGAGGUGGACGUGUCCUUGCCCAAGAUCCAGGCGGAAGCGUCCCUGCCCUCCAUGGAAGCUGAGGUCAAGACCAGUGAUGUGACCGUUGAGCUGCCAUCGGCUGACCUAGAACUCAAGACUUCUUCGGUGGGCCAGAAGCUCCCUGAUGUUCAGGUGCCCGAGGGAGAGCUCCAGGAGCCCUCAGCAGGAGCCGGGUUCAAAGGGCACCUGCCCAAGGCGCACAUGCCCAGCAUGAAGAUGCCCAAAGUGGACUUUAAGGCACCCCAAGUGGACAUCAAGGGGCCCAAGUUCGACAUGAAGGCCCCCCAGGUGGACAUCAAAGGGCCCAAGGUGGACCUGAGGGGCCCCAAAGGGGAGGCGAGCACCCCUGACGUGGAAGUGACCCUCCCCAGUGUGCAUAUGGACGUCCAGGGACCCACCGCCAAGUUGGAGGGUGAUGUUAACCUAGGAGACAAGGAAGUGGCCGCUAGAGACAGCAAAUUCAAAAUGCCCAAGUUGAAGAUGCCUUCCUUCAGUGCCUCGGCGCCAAGCAAGUCCUUGGAGGCCACAGUGGACGUUUCUGUACCCAAGAUCCAGGCGGAAGUGUCCCUGCGUUCCAUGGAAGCUGAGGUCAAGACCAGUGAUGUGACCGUUGAGCUGCCAUCUGCUGACCUAGAACUCAAGACUUCUUCGGUGGGCCAGAAGCUCCCUGAUGUUCAGGUGUCCAAGGGAGAGCUCCAGGAGCCCUCAGCAGGAGCCGGGUUCAAAGGGCACCUGCCCAAGGUGCACAUGCCCAGAAUCAAGAUGCCCAAAGUGGACAUCAAAGCCCCCCAGGGGGAGAUCAAGGGGUCCAAGGUGGACAUCAAAGGACCCAAAGGGAAGGUGAGCGCCCCUGAUGUGGAUGUGACCCUGCCCAGUGUGGAGAUGGAUGUCCAGGCACCCACCACCAAGUUGGAGGGUGACGUUACCCUGGGAGACAAGGAGGUGACCGCUAGAGACAGCAAGUUCAAAAUGCCCAAGUUCAAGAUGCCAUCCUUCGGUGCCUCGGCUCCAAGCAAGUCCUUGGAGGCCGCGGUGGACGUUUCCGUGCCCAAGAUCCAGGCGGACGUGUCCCUGCCUUCCAUGGAAGCUGAGGUCAAGACCAGUGAUGUGACCGUUGAGCUGCCAUCUGCUGACCUAGAACUCAAGACUUCCACGGUGGGCCAGAAGCUCCCUGAUGUUCAGGUGCCCGAGGGAGAGCUCCAGGAGCCCUCAGCAGGAGCCGGGUUCAAAGGGCACCUGCCCAAGGUGCACAUGCCCAGCAUCAAGAUGCCCAAAGUGGACAUCAAAGCCCCCCAGGUGGACAUCACAGGGCCCAAGGUGGAUAUCAAAGGACUCAAAGGGGAGGUGAGCGCCCCUGAUGUGGAGGUGACCCUGGCCAGUGUGGAGAUGGAUGUCCAGGCACCCACCGCCAAGUUGGAGGGUGACGUUACCCUGGGAGACAAGGAGGUGACCGCUAGAGACAGCAAGUUCAAAAUGCCCAAGUUCAAGAUGCCAUCCUUCGGUGCCUCGGCGCCAAGCAAGUCCUUGGAGGCCGCGGUGGACGUGUCCCUGCCCAAGAUCCAGGCGGAAGUGUCCCUGCCCUCCAUGGAAGCUGAGGUCAAGUCCAGUGAUGUGACCGUUGAGCUGCCAUCUGCCAACCUAGAGGUCAAGACUGCCAUGGGGGGCAUGAAGCUUCCAGAAGGCCAAAUCCCUGAAGGGGAGCUCCAGGAACCCUCGGCAGGAGCCGGAGUCAAAGGGCACCUUCCCAAGGUGCACAUGCCCAGCAUUAUGAUGCCCAAAGUGGACUUUAAGGCACCCCAAGUGGACAUCAAGGGGCCCAAGUUCGACAUGAAGGCCCCCCAGGUAGACAUCAAGGGGCUCAAGGUGGACCAGAAGGGCCCAAAAGGGGAGAUGAGUGCGCCCGACGUGGAUGUGACCCUGCCCAGCGCAGAGGUGGACGUCCAGGCACCCAUGGCCAAGUUGGAGGGUGACGUUACCCUGGGAGACAAGGAGGUGGCCACUAGAGACAGCAAGUUCAAAAUGCCCAAGUUCAAGAUGCCUUCCUUCGGUGCCUCAGCACCAAGCAAGUCCUUGGAGGCCGCGGUGGACGUUUCUGUGCCCACGAUCCAGGCGGACGUGUCCCUGCCUUCCAUGGAAGCUGAGGUCAAGACCAGUGAUGUGACCGUUGAGCUGCCAUCUGCUGACCUAGAACUCAAGACUUCCACGGUGGGCCAGAAGCUCCCUGAUGUUCAGGUGCCUGAGGGAGAGCUCCAGGAGCCCUCAGCAGGAGCCGGGUUCAAAGGGCACCUGCCCAAGGUGCACAUGCCCAGCAUCAAGAUGCCCAAAGUGGACAUCAAAGCCCCCCAGGUGGACAUCACGGGGACCAAGGUGGAUAUCAAAGGACCCAAAGGGGCGGUGAGCGCCCCUGACGUGGAUGUGACCAUGCCCAGUGUGGAGAUGGAUGUCCAGGCACCCACCACCAAGUUGGAGGGUGACGUUACCCUGGGAGACAAGGAGGUGACCGCUAGAGACAGCAAGUUCAAAAUGCCCAAGUUCAAGAUGCCAUCCUUCGGUGCCUCGGCGCCAAGCAAGUCCUUGGAGGCCGCGGUGGACGUGUCCCUGCCCAAGAUCCAGGCGGAAGUGUCCUUGCCCUCCAUGGAAGCUGAGGUCAAGUCCAGUGAUGUGACCGUUGAGCUGCCAUCUGCCGACCUGGAGGUCAAGACUGCCAUGGGGGGCAUGAAGCUUCCAGAAGGCCAAAUCCCUGAAGGGGAGCUCCAGAAACCCUCGGCAGGAGCCGGAGUCAAAGGGCACCUGCCCAAGGUGCACAUGCCCAGCAUUAAGAUGCCCAAAGUGGACUUUAAGGCACCCCAAGUGGACAUCAAGGGGCCCAAGUUCGACAUGAAGGCCCCCCAGGUGGACAUCAAGGGGCUCAAGGUGGACCAGAAGGGCCCAAAAGGGGAGGUGAGUGUGCCCGAUGUGGAUGUGACCCUGCCCAGCACAGAGGUGGACGUCCAGGAACCCACGGCCAAGUUGGAGGGUGACGUUACCCUGGGAGACAAGGAGGUGGCCACUAGAGACAGCAAGUUCAAAAUGCCCAAGUUCAAGAUACCAUCCUUCGGUGCCUCAGCACCAAGCAAGUCCUUGGAGGCCGCGGUGGACGUUUCUGUGCCCACGAUCCAGGCGGAAGUGUCCCUGCCUUCCAUGGAAGCUGAGGUCAAGACCAGUGAUGUGACCGUUGAGCUGCCAUCUGCUGACCUAGAACUGAAGACUUCCACGGUGGGCCAGAAGCUCCCUGAUGUUCAGGUGCCUGAGGGAGAGCUCCAGGAGCCCUCAGCAGGAGCCGGGUUCAAAGGGCACCUGCCCAAGGUGCACAUGCCCAGCAUCAAGAUGCCCAAAGUGGACAUCAAAGCCCCCCAGGUGGACAUCACGGGGACCAAGGUGGAUAUCAAAGGACCCAAAGGGGCGGUGAGCGCCCCUGACGUGGAUGUGACCAUGCCCAGUGUGGAGAUGGAUAUCCAGGCACCCACCGCCAAGUUGGAGGUUGACGUUACCCUGGGAGACAAGGAGGUGACCGCUAGAGACAGCAAGUUCAAAAUGCCCAAGUUCAAGAUGCCAUCCUUCGGUGCCUCGGCGCCAAGCAAGUCCUUGGAGGCCGCGGUGGACGUGUCCCUGCCCAAGAUCCAGGCGGAAGUGUCCCUGCCCUCCAUGGAAGCUGAGGUCAAGUCCAGUGAUGUGACCGUUGAGCUGCCAUCUGCCGACCUAGAGGUCAAGACUGCCAUGGGGGGCAUGAAGCUUCCAGAAGGCCAAAUCCCUGAAGGGGAGCUCCAGGAACCUUCGGCAGGAGCCGGAGUCAAAGGGCACCUGCCCAAGGUGCACAUGCCCAGCAUGAAGAUGCCCAAAGUGGACUUUAAGGCACCCCAGGUGGACAUCAAGGCGCCCAAGUUGGACAUCAAAGGACCCAAGGUGGACCUGAAGGGCCCCAAAGGGGAGGUGAGCACCCCUGACGAGGAAGUGACCCUGCCCAGUGUGCAGAUGGACGUUCAGGGACCCACUGCCAAGCUGGAGGGUGACGUUACCCUGGGAGACAAGGAGGUGACUGCUAGAGACAGCAAGUUCAAAAUGCCCAAGUUCAAGAUGCCUUCCUUCGGUGCCUCGGUGCCAAGCAAGUCCUUGGAGGCCGCGGUGGACGUUUCCGUGCCCAAGAUCCAGGCGGACGUGUCCCUGCCUUCCAUGGAAGCUGAGGUCAAGACCAGUGAUGUGACCGUUGAGCUGCCAUCUGCUGACCUAGAACUGAAGACUUCCACGGUGGGCCAGAAGCUCCCUAAUGUUCAGGUGCCUGAGGGAGAGCUCCAGGAGCCCUCAGCAGGAGCCGGGUUCAAAGGGCACCUGCCCAAGGUGCAGAUGCCCAGCAUCAAGAUGCCCAAAGUGGACUUUAAGGCACCCCAAGUGGACAUCAAGGGGCCCACGUUCGACAUGAAGGCCCCCCAGGUGGACAUCAAGGGGCUCAAGGUGGACCAGAAGGGCCCAAAAGGGGAGGUGAGUGCGCCCGACGUGGAUGUGACCCUGCCCAGUGCACAGGUGGACGUUCAGGCACCCACGGCCAAGUUGGAGGGUGACGUUACCCUGGGAGACAAGGAGGUGUCCGCUAGAGACAGCAAGUUCAAAAUGCCCAAGUUCAAGAUGCCUUCCUUCGGUGCCUCAGCACCAAGCAAGUCCUUGGAGGCCGCGGUGGACGUUUCUGUGCCCAAGAUCCAGGCGGAAGUGUCCCUGCCUUCCAUGGAAGCUGAGGUCAAGACCAGUGAUGUGACCGUUGAGCUGCCAUCUGCUGACCUAGAACUCAAGACUUCCACGGUGGGCCAGAAGCUCCCUGAUGUUCAGGUGCCCGAGGGAGAGCUCCAGGAGCCCUCAGUAGGAGCCGGGUUCAAAGGGCACCUGCCCAAGGUGCACAUGCCCAGCAUCAAGAUGCCCAAAGUGGACAUCAAAGCCCCCCAGGUGGACAUCACGGGGACCAAGGUGGAUAUCAAAGGACCCAAAGGGGCGGUGAGCGCCCCUGACGUGGAUGUGACCAUGCCCAGUGUGGAGAUGGAUGUCCAGGCACCCACCACCAAGUUGGAGGGUGACGUUACCCUGGGAGACAAGGAGGUGACCGCUAGAGACAGCAAGUUCAAAAUGUCCAAGUUCAAGAUGCCAUCCUUCGGUGCCUCGGCGCCAAGCAAGUCCUUGGAGGCCGCGGUGGACGUGUCCCUGCCCAAGAUCCAGGCGGAAGUGUCUCUGCCCUCCAUGGAAGCUGAGGUCAAGUCCAGUGAUGUGACCGUUGAGCUGCCAUCUGCCGACCUAGAGGUCAAGACUGCCAUGGGGGGCAUGAAGCUUCCAGAAGGCCAAAUCCCUGAAGGGGAGCUCCAGAAACCCUCGGCAGGAGCCGGAGUCAAAGGGCACCUGCCCAAGGUGCACAUGCCCAGCAUUAAGAUGCCCAAAGUGGACUUUAAGGCACCCCAAGUGGACAUCAAGGGGCCCAAGUUCGACAUGAAGGCCCCCCAGGUGGACAUCAAGGGGCUCAAGGUGGACCAGAAGGGCCCAAAAGGGGAGGUGAGUGUGCCCGACGUGGAUGUGACCCUGCCCAGCACAGAGGUGGACGUCCAGGAACCCACGGCCAAGUUGGAGGGUGACGUUACCCUGGGAGACAAGGAGGUGGCCACUAGAGACAGCAAGUUCAAAAUGCCCAAGUUCAAGAUACCAUCCUUCGGUGCCUCAGCACCAAGCAAGUCCUUGGAGGCCGUUUCUGUGCCCACGAUCCAGGCGGAAGUGUCCCUGCCUUCCACGGAAGCUGAGGUCAAGACCAGUGAUGUGACCGUUGAGCUGCCAUCUGCUGACCUAGAACUCAAGACUUCCACGGUGGGCCAGAAGCUCCCUGAUGUUCAGGUGCCUGAGGGAGAGCUCCAGGAGCCCUCAGCAGGAGCCGGGUUCAAAGGGCACCUGCCCAAGGUGCACAUGCCCAGCAUCAAGAUGCCCAAAGUGGACUUUAAGGCACCCCAGGUGGACAUCAAGGCGCCCAAGUUGGACAUCAAAGGACCCAAGGUGGACCUGAAGGGCCCCAAAGGGGAGGUGAGCACCCCUGACGUGGAAGUGACCCUGCCCAGUGUGCAGAUGGACGUUCAGGGACCCACUGCCAAGCUGGAGGGUGACGUUACCCUGGGAGACAAGGAGGUGACUGCUAGAGACAGCAAGUUCAAAAUGCCCAAGUUCAAGAUGCCUUCCUUCGGUGCCUCAGCACCAAGCAAGUCCUUGGAGGCCGCGGUGGACGUUUCUGUGCCCACGAUCCAGGCGGACGUGUCCCUGCCUUCCAUGGAAGCUGAGGUCAAGACCAGUGAUGUGACCGUUGAGCUGCCAUCUGCUGACCUAGAACUCAAGACUUCCACGGUGGGCCAGAAGCUCCCUGAUGUUCAGGUGCCUGAGGGAGAGCUCCAGGAGCCCUCAGCAGGAGCCGGGUUCAAAGGGCACCUGCCCAAGGUGCACAUGCCCAGCAUCAAGAUGCCCAAAGUGGACAUCAAAGCCCCCCAGGUGGACAUCACGGGGACCAAGGUGGAUAUCAAAGGACCCAAAGGGGCGGUGAGCGCCCCUGACGUGGAUGUGACCAUGCCCAGUGUGGAGAUGGAUGUCCAGGCACCCACCACCAAGUUGGAGGGUGACGUUACCCUGGGAGACAAGGAGGUGACCGCUAGAGACAGCAAGUUCAAAAUGCCCAAGUUCAAGAUGCCAUCCUUCGGUGCCUCGGCGCCAAGCAAGUCCUUGGAGGCCGCGGUGGACGUGUCCCUGCCCAAGAUCCAGGCGGAAGUGUCCUUGCCCUCCAUGGAAGCUGAGGUCAAGUCCAGUGAUGUGACCGUUGAGCUGCCAUCUGCCGACCUGGAGGUCAAGACUGCCAUGGGGGGCAUGAAGCUUCCAGAAGGCCAAAUCCCUGAAGGGGAGCUCCAGAAACCCUCGGCAGGAGCCGGAGUCAAAGGGCACCUGCCCAAGGUGCACAUGCCCAGCAUUAAGAUGCCCAAAGUGGACUUUAAGGCACCCCAAGUGGACAUCAAGGGGCCCAAGUUCGACAUGAAGGCCCCCCAGGUGGACAUCAAGGGGCUCAAGGUGGACCAGAAGGGCCCAAAAGGGGAGGUGAGUGUGCCCGAUGUGGAUGUGACCCUGCCCAGCACAGAGGUGGACGUCCAGGAACCCACGGCCAAGUUGGAGGGUGACGUUACCCUGGGAGACAAGGAGGUGGCCACUAGAGACAGCAAGUUCAAAAUGCCCAAGUUCAAGAUACCAUCCUUCGGUGCCUCAGCACCAAGCAAGUCCUUGGAGGCCGCGGUGGACGUUUCUGUGCCCACGAUCCAGGCGGAAGUGUCCCUGCCUUCCAUGGAAGCUGAGGUCAAGACCAGUGAUGUGACCGUUGAGCUGCCAUCUGCUGACCUAGAACUCAAGACUUCCACGGUGGGCCAGAAGCUCCCUGAUGUUCAGGUGCCUGAGGGAGAGCUCCAGGAGCCCUCAGCAGGAGCCGGGUUCAAAGGGCACCUGCCCAAGGUGCACAUGCCCAGCAUCAAGAUGCCCAAAGUGGACAUCAAAGCCCCCCAGGUGGACAUCACGGGGACCAAGGUGGAUAUCAAAGGACCCAAAGGGGCGGUGAGCGCCCCUGACGUGGAUGUGACCAUGCCCAGUGUGGAGAUGGAUAUCCAGGCACCCACCGCCAAGUUGGAGGUUGACGUUACCCUGGGAGACAAGGAGGUGACCGCUAGAGACAGCAAGUUCAAAAUGCCCAAGUUCAAGAUGCCAUCCUUCGGUGCCUCGGCGCCAAGCAAGUCCUUGGAGGCCGCGGUGGACGUGUCCCUGCCCAAGAUCCAGGCGGAAGUGUCCCUGCCCUCCAUGGAAGCUGAGGUCAAGUCCAGUGAUGUGACCGUUGAGCUGCCAUCUGCCGACCUAGAGGUCAAGACUGCCAUGGGGGGCAUGAAGCUUCCAGAAGGCCAAAUCCCUGAAGGGGAGCUCCAGGAACCUUCGGCAGGAGCCGGAGUCAAAGGGCACCUGCCCAAGGUGCACAUGCCCAGCAUGAAGAUGCCCAAAGUGGACUUUAAGGCACCCCAGGUGGACAUCAAGGCGCCCAAGUUGGACAUCAAAGGACCCAAGGUGGACCUGAAGGGCCCCAAAGGGGAGGUGAGCACCCCUGACGAGGAAGUGACCCUGCCCAGUGUGCAGAUGGACGUUCAGGGACCCACUGCCAAGCUGGAGGGUGACGUUACCCUGGGAGACAAGGAGGUGACUGCUAGAGACAGCAAGUUCAAAAUGCCCAAGUUCAAGAUGCCUUCCUUCGGUGCCUCGGCGCCAAGCAAGUCCUUGGAGGCCGCGGUGGACGUUUCCGUGCCCAAGAUCCAGGCGGACGUGUCCCUGCCUUCCAUGGAAGCUGAGGUCAAGACCAGUGAUGUGACCGUUGAGCUGCCAUCUGCUGACCUAGAACUGAAGACUUCCACGGUGGGCCAGAAGCUCCCUAAUGUUCAGGUGCCUGAGGGAGAGCUCCAGGAGCCCUCAGCAGGAGCCGGGUUCAAAGGGCACCUGCCCAAGGUGCAGAUGCCCAGCAUCAAGAUGCCCAAAGUGGACUUUAAGGCACCCCAAGUGGACAUCAAGGGGCCCACGUUCGACAUGAAGGCCCCCCAGGUGGACAUCAAGGGGCUCAAGGUGGACCAGAAGGGCCCAAAAGGGGAGGUGAGUGCGCCCGACGUGGAUGUGACCCUGCCCAGUGCACAGGUGGACGUUCAGGCACCCACGGCCAAGUUGGAGGGUGACGUUACCCUGGGAGACAAGGAGGUGUCCGCUAGAGACAGCAAGUUCAAAAUGCCCAAGUUCAAGAUGCCUUCCUUCGGUGCCUCAGCACCAAGCAAGUCCUUGGAGGCCGCGGUGGACGUUUCUGUGCCCAAGAUCCAGGCGGAAGUGUCCCUGCCUUCCAUGGAAGCUGAGGUCAAGACCAGUGAUGUGACCGUUGAGCUGCCAUCUGCUGACCUAGAACUCAAGACUUCCACGGUGGGCCAGAAGCUCCCUGAUGUUCAGGUGCCCGAGGGAGAGCUCCAGGAGCCCUCAGUAGGAGCCGGGUUCAAAGGGCACCUGCCCAAGGUGCACAUGCCCAGCAUCAAGAUGCCCAAAGUGGACAUCAAAGCCCCCCAGGUGGACAUCACGGGGACCAAGGUGGAUAUCAAAGGACCCAAAGGGGCGGUGAGCGCCCCUGACGUGGAUGUGACCAUGCCCAGUGUGGAGAUGGAUGUCCAGGCACCCACCACCAAGUUGGAGGGUGACGUUACCCUGGGAGACAAGGAGGUGACCGCUAGAGACAGCAAGUUCAAAAUGCCCAAGUUCAAGAUGCCAUCCUUCGGUGCCUCGGCGCCAAGCAAGUCCUUGGAGGCCGCGGUGGACGUGUCCCUGCCCAAGAUCCAGGCGGAAGUGUCUCUGCCCUCCAUGGAAGCUGAGGUCAAGUCCAGUGAUGUGACCGUUGAGCUGCCAUCUGCCGACCUAGAGGUCAAGACUGCCAUGGGGGGCAUGAAGCUUCCAGAAGGCCAAAUCCCUGAAGGGGAGCUCCAGAAACCCUCGGCAGGAGCCGGAGUCAAAGGGCACCUGCCCAAGGUGCACAUGCCCAGCAUUAAGAUGCCCAAAGUGGACUUUAAGGCACCCCAAGUGGACAUCAAGGGGCCCAAGUUCGACAUGAAGGCCCCCCAGGUGGACAUCAAGGGGCUCAAGGUGGACCAGAAGGGCCCAAAAGGGGAGGUGAGUGUGCCCGACGUGGAUGUGACCCUGCCCAGCACAGAGGUGGACGUCCAGGAACCCACGGCCAAGUUGGAGGGUGACGUUACCCUGGGAGACAAGGAGGUGGCCACUAGAGACAGCAAGUUCAAAAUGCCCAAGUUCAAGAUACCAUCCUUCGGUGCCUCAGCACCAAGCAAGUCCUUGGAGGCCGUUUCUGUGCCCACGAUCCAGGCGGAAGUGUCCCUGCCUUCCACGGAAGCUGAGGUCAAGACCAGUGAUGUGACCGUUGAGCUGCCAUCUGCUGACCUAGAACUCAAGACUUCCACGGUGGGCCAGAAGCUCCCUGAUGUUCAGGUGCCUGAGGGAGAGCUCCAGGAGCCCUCAGCAGGAGCCGGGUUCAAAGGGCACCUGCCCAAGGUGCACAUGCCCAGCAUCAAGAUGCCCAAAGUGGACUUUAAGGCACCCCAGGUGGACAUCAAGGCGCCCAAGUUGGACAUCAAAGGACCCAAGGUGGACCUGAAGGGCCCCAAAGGGGAGGUGAGCACCCCUGACGUGGAAGUGACCCUGCCCAGUGUGCAGAUGGACGUUCAGGGACCCACUGCCAAGCUGGAGGGUGACGUUACCCUGGGAGACAAGGAGGUGACUGCUAGAGACAGCAAGUUCAAAAUGCCCAAGUUCAAGAUGCCUUCCUUCGGUGCCUCGGCGCCAAGCAAGUCCUUGGAGGCCGCGGUGGACGUUUCCGUGCCCAAGAUCCAGGCGGACGUGUCCCUGCCUUCCAUGGAAGCUGAGGUCAAGACCAGUGAUGUGACCGUUGAGCUGCCAUCUGCUGACCUAGAACUGAAGACUUCCACGGUGGGCCAGAAGCUCCCUGAUGUUCAGGUGCCUGAGGGAGAGCUCCAGGAGCCCUCAGCAGGAGCCGGGUUCAAAGGGCACCUGCCCAAGGUGCACAUGCCCAGCAUCAAGAUGCCCAAAGUGGACAUCAAAGCCCCCCAGGUGGACAUCACAGGUCCCAAAGUGGACAUCAAAGGACUCAAAGGGGAGGUGAGUGCCCCUGAUGUGGAUGUGACCCUGCCCAGUGUGGAGAUGGAUGUCCAGGCACCCACCGCCAAGUUGGAGGGUGACGUUAACCUGGGAGACAAGGAGGUGACCUCUAGAGACAGCAAGUUCAAAAUGCCCAAGUUCAAGAUGCCAUCCUUCGGUGCCUCGGCGCCAAGCAAGUCCUUGGAGGCCGCGGUGGACGUGUCCCUGCCCAAGAUCCAGGCGGAAGUGUCCCUGCCCUCCAUGGAAGCUGAGGUCAAGUCCAGUGAUGUGACCGUUGAGCUGCCAUCUGCCGACCUAGAGGUCAAGACUGCCAUGGGGGGCAUGAAGCUUCCAGAAGGCCAAAUCCCUGAAGGGGAGCUCCAGGAACCUUCGGCAGGAGCCGGAGUCAAAGGGCACCUGCCCAAGGUGCACAUGCCCAGCAUGAAGAUGCCCAAAGUGGACUUUAAGGCACCCCAGGUGGACAUCAAGGCGCCCAAGUUGGACAUCAAAGGACCCAAGGUGGACCUGAAGGGCCCCAAAGGGGAGGUGAGCACCCCUGACGUGGAAGUGACCCUGCCCAGUGUGCAGAUGGACGUUCAGGGACCCACUGCCAAGCUGGAGGGUGACGUUACCCUGGGAGACAAGGAGGUGACUGCUAGAGACAGCAAGUUCAAAAUGCCCAAGUUCAAGAUGCCUUCCUUCGGUGUCUCAGUGCCAAGCAAGUCCUUGGUGGCCGCGGUGGACGUUUCUGUGCCCAAGAUCCAGGCGGAAGUGUCCCUGCCUUCCAUGGAAGCUGAGGUCAAGACCAGUGAUGUGACCGUUGAGCUGCCAUCUGCUGACCUAGAACUUAAGACUUCCACGGUGGGCCAGAAGCUCCCUGAUGUUCAGGUGCCCGAGGGAGAGCUCCAGGAGCCCUCAGCAGGAGCCGGGUUCAAAGGGCACCUGCCCAAGGUGCACAUGCCCAGCAUCAAGAUGCCCAAAGUGGACAUCAAAGCCCCCCAGGUGGACAUCACAGGGCCCAAAGUGGACAUCAAAGGACUCAAAGGGGAGGUGAGCGCCCCUGAUGUGGAUGUGACCCUGCCCAGUGUGGAGAUGGAUGUCCAGGCACCCACCGCCAAGUUGGAGGGUGACGUUACCCUGGGAGACAAGGAGGUGACCGCUAGAGACAGCAAGUUCAAAAUGCCCAAGUUCAAGAUGCCAUCCUUCGGUGCCUCGGCGCCAAGCAAGUCCUUGGAGGCCGCGGUGGACGUGUCCCUGCCCAAGAUCCAGGCGGAAGUGUCCCUGCCCUCCAUGGAAGCUGAGGUCAAGUCCAGUGAUGUGACCGUUGAGCUGCCAUCUGCCGACCUAGAGGUCAAGACUGCCAUGGGGGGCAUGAAGCUUCCAGAAGGCCAAAUCCCUGAAGGGGAGCUCCAGGAACCCUCGGCAGGAGCCGGAGUCAAAGGGCACCUUCCCAAGGUGCACAUGCCCAGCAUUAAGAUGCCCAAAGUGGACUUUAAGGCACCCCAAGUGGACAUCAAGGGGCCCAAGUUCGACAUGAAGGCCCCCCAGGUGGACAUCAAGGGGCUCAAGGUGGACCAGAAGGGCCCAAAAGGGGAGAUGAGUGCGCCCGACGUGGAUGUGACCCUGCCCAGCACAGAGGUGGACGUCCAGGCACCCACGGCCAAGUUGGAGGGUGACGUUACCCUGGGAGACAAGGAGGUGUCCGCUAGAGACAGCAAGUUCAAAAUGCCCAAGUUCAAGAUGCCUUCCUUCGGUGCCUCAGCGCCAAGCAAGUCCUUGGAGGCCGCGGUGGACGUUUCUGUGCCCAAGAUCCAGGCGGAAGUGUCCCUGCCUUCCAUGGAAGCUGAGGUCAAGACCAGUGAUGUGACCGUUGAGCUGCCAUCUGCUGACCUAGAACUCAAGACUUCCACGGUGGGCCAGAAGCUCCCUGAUGUUCAGGUGCCUGAGGGAGAGCUCCAGGAGCCCUCAGCAGGAGCCGGGUUCAAAGGGCACCUGCCCAAGGUGCACAUGCCCAGCAUCAAGAUGCCCAAAGUGGACAUCAAAGCCCCCCAGGUGGACAUCACAGGGCCCAAAGUGGACAUCAAAGGACUCAAAGGGGAGGUGAGUGCCCCUGAUGUGGAUGUGACCCUGCCCAGUGUGGAGAUGGAUGUCCAGGCACCCACCGCCAAGUUGGAGGGUGACGUUAACCUGGGAGACAAGGAGGUGACCUCUAGAGACAGCAAGUUCAAAAUGCCCAAGUUCAAGAUGCCAUCCUUCGGUGCCUCGGCGCCAAGCAAGUCCUUGGAGGCCGCGGUGGACGUGUCCCUGCCCAAGAUCCAGGCGGAAGUGUCCCUGCCCUCCAUGGAAGCUGAGGUCAAGUCCAGUGAUGUGACCGUUGAGCUGCCAUCUGCCGACCUAGAGGUCAAGACUGCCAUGGGGGGCAUGAAGCUUCCAGAAGGCCAAAUCCCUGAAGGGGAGCUCCAGGAACCUUCGGCAGGAGCCGGAGUCAAAGGGCACCUGCCCAAGGUGCACAUGCCCAGCAUGAAGAUGCCCAAAGUGGACUUUAAGGCACCCCAGGUGGACAUCAAGGCGCCCAAGUUGGACAUCAAAGGACCCAAGGUGGACCUGAAGGGCCCCAAAGGGGAGGUGAGCACCCCUGACGUGGAAGUGACCCUGCCCAGUGUGCAGAUGGACGUUCAGGGACCCACUGCCAAGCUGGAGGGUGACGUUACCCUGGGAGACAAGGAGGUGACUGCUAGAGACAGCAAGUUCAAAAUGCCCAAGUUCAAGAUGCCUUCCUUCGGUGUCUCAGUGCCAAGCAAGUCCUUGGUGGCCGCGGUGGACGUUUCUGUGCCCAAGAUCCAGGCGGAAGUGUCCCUGCCUUCCAUGGAAGCUGAGGUCAAGACCAGUGAUGUGACCGUUGAGCUGCCAUCUGCUGACCUAGAACUUAAGACUUCCACGGUGGGCCAGAAGCUCCCUGAUGUUCAGGUGCCCGAGGGAGAGCUCCAGGAGCCCUCAGCAGGAGCCGGGUUCAAAGGGCACCUGCCCAAGGUGCACAUGCCCAGCAUCAAGAUGCCCAAAGUGGACAUCAAAGCCCCCCAGGUGGACAUCACAGGGCCCAAAGUGGACAUCAAAGGACUCAAAGGGGAGGUGAGCGCCCCUGAUGUGGAUGUGACCCUGCCCAGUGUGGAGAUGGAUGUCCAGGCACCCACCGCCAAGUUGGAGGGUGACGUUACCCUGGGAGACAAGGAGGUGACCGCUAGAGACAGCAAGUUCAAAAUGCCCAAGUUCAAGAUGCCAUCCUUCGGUGCCUCGGCGCCAAGCAAGUCCUUGGAGGCCGCGGUGGACGUGUCCCUGCCCAAGAUCCAGGCGGAAGUGUCCCUGCCCUCCAUGGAAGCUGAGGUCAAGUCCAGUGAUGUGACCGUUGAGCUGCCAUCUGCCGACCUAGAGGUCAAGACUGCCAUGGGGGGCAUGAAGCUUCCAGAAGGCCAAAUCCCUGAAGGGGAGCUCCAGGAACCCUCGGCAGGAGCCGGAGUCAAAGGGCACCUUCCCAAGGUGCACAUGCCCAGCAUUAAGAUGCCCAAAGUGGACUUUAAGGCACCCCAAGUGGACAUCAAGGGGCCCAAGUUCGACAUGAAGGCCCCCCAGGUGGACAUCAAGGGGCUCAAGGUGGACCAGAAGGGCCCAAAAGGGGAGAUGAGUGCGCCCGACGUGGAUGUGACCCUGCCCAGCACAGAGGUGGACGUCCAGGCACCCACGGCCAAGUUGGAGGGUGACGUUACCCUGGGAGACAAGGAGGUGUCCGCUAGAGACAGCAAGUUCAAAAUGCCCAAGUUCAAGAUGCCUUCCUUCGGUGCCUCAGCGCCAAGCAAGUCCUUGGAGGCCGCGGUGGACGUUUCUGUGCCCAAGAUCCAGGCGGAAGUGUCCCUGCCUUCCAUGGAAGCUGAGGUCAAGACCAGUGAUGUGACCGUUGAGCUGCCAUCUGCUGACCUAGAACUCAAGACUUCCACGGUGGGCCAGAAGCUCCCUGAUGUUCAGGUGCCUGAGGGAGAGCUCCAGGAGCCCUCAGCAGGAGCCGGGUUCAAAGGGCACCUGCCCAAGGUGCACAUGCCCAGCAUCAAGAUGCCCAAAGUGGACAUCAAAGCCCCCCAGGUGGACAUCACGGGGACCAAGGUGGAUAUCAAAGGACCCAAAGGGGCGGUGAGCGCCCCUGACGUGGAUGUGACCAUGCCCAGUGUGGAGAUGGAUAUCCAGGCACCCACCGCCAAGUUGGAGGUUGACGUUACCCUGGGAGACAAGGAGGUGACCGCUAGAGACAGCAAGUUCAAAAUGCCCAAGUUCAAGAUGCCAUCCUUCGGUGCCUCGGCGCCAAGCAAGUCCUUGGAGGCCGCGGUGGACGUGUCCCUGCCCAAGAUCCAGGCGGAAGUGUCCCUGCCCUCCAUGGAAGCUGAGGUCAAGUCCAGUGAUGUGACCGUUGAGCUGCCAUCUGCCGACCUAGAGGUCAAGACUGCCAUGGGGGGCAUGAAGCUUCCAGAAGGCCAAAUCCCUGAAGGGGAGCUCCAGGAACCUUCGGCAGGAGCCGGAGUCAAAGGGCACCUGCCCAAGGUGCACAUGCCCAGCAUGAAGAUGCCCAAAGUGGACUUUAUGGCGCCCCAGGUGGACAUCUAUGCGCCCAAAUUGGACAUCAAAGGACCCAAGGUGGACCUGAAGGGCCCCACAGGGGAGGUGAGCGCCCCUGACGUGGAAGUGACCCUGCCCAGUGUGCAGAUGGACGUCCAGGGACCCACUGCCAAGCUGGAGGGUGACGUUACCCUGGGAGACAAGGAGGUGGCCGCUAGAGACAGCAAGUUCAAAAUGCCCAAGUUCAAGAUGCCUUCCUUCGGUGUCUCAGUGCCAAGCAAGUCCUUGGUGGCCGCGGUGGACGUUUCUGUGCCCAAGAUCCAGGCGGAAGUGUCCCUGCCUUCCAUGGAAGCUGAGGUCAAGACCAGUGAUGUGACCGUUGAGCUGCCAUCUGCUGACCUAGAACUCAAGACUUCUUUGGUGGGCCAGAAGCUCCCUGAUGUUCAGGUGCCUGAGGGAGAGCUCCAGGAGCCCUUAGCAGGAGCCGGGUUCAAAGGGCACCUGCCCAAGGUGCACAUGCCCAGCAUCAAGAUGCCCAAAGUGGACAUCAAAGCCCCCCAGGUGGACAUCACAGGGCCCAAAGUGGAUAUCAAAGGACUCAAAGGGGAGGUGAGCGCCCCUGAUGUGGAUGUGACCCUGGCCAGUGUGGAGAUGGAUAUCCAGGCACCCACCGCCAAGUUGGAGGGUGACGUUACCCUGGGAGACAAGGAGGUGACCGCUAGAGACAGCAAGUUCAAAAUGCCCAAGUUCAAGAUGCCGUCCUUCGGUGCCUCGGCGCCAAGCAAGUCUUUGGAGGCUGCGGUGGACGUGUCCCUGCCCAAGAUCCAGGCGGAAGUGUCCCUGCCCUCCAUGGAAGCUGAGGUCAAGUCCAGUGAUGUGACCGUCGAGCUACCAUCUGCUGACCUAGAACUCAAGACUGCCAUCGUAGCCGACAAGCUCCCGGGGAUCGAUAUGCCCGAGGGGGAGCCCCAGGAACCCUCGUCAGGGGCCGGACUCAAAGGGCACGUGCCCAAGGUGCACAUGCCCAGCGUGAAGAUGCCCAAGGUGGACUUUAAGGCGCCCCAGGUGGACAUCAAGGGCCCUAAGUUGGAUGUGAAGUCCGCCGGAGGGGAGUUGAGCGCCCCCGACAUGGAUGUGACCCUUCCCAGCGUGGACGUCGACGCCCGGUCUCCAAGGACUAAGUCAGAUGUGGAUAUGUCCUCUCGGAACCUGGAACUGUUUUCUAAAGGAAGCAAGUUGAAGUUUCCUAAAAUCAACAUUUCUUCUUCUGGUCACCCCAGUAGUAAGUCCUCUCUGGUCUCUCCACCUGUUGAGGGAAUUGCCAAAGAUGUUGACCUCAGUCCUUCUUCUGGCCCCAUGCAUCCCGUCGUACGCACUCGUGAUGAGGAUGCCGUCACAGUCAAAGGUGACGUAGGUCUCUCAAUUGGGAAAGAUGGAGGUCGAAGCAAAAGCAAAAAAUCCCAUUUUAAACUCCCCAAAGUCUUUUCUCCACCUGGGAAAACCCCUAAAGUGUUCUUAGCUUUUGGCGGAGAAGUUGCCAUGCGUUCGCCUCCGAGCGAGUCUGCGCAUGGCGGGUCCCCGGGGCUGUCCAGUACUUCUGAAACUUCCCUGCCGGAGUCCCGGCCCGGCUGGCUCAGUGGUCCCCGUGGGGAUUCCUCUAGCCUCAUUCCGGGUGAGGACGUCACACUUACAAAGUACCAGGUGACCAUCCCCCGUGACCCCGCCUCCCCCGAGCUGCCCUGUGUAGGCCUGUCUGGGUCCCAGGCGGAGUCUCAGUUGCCCAGCGUGGCCGGUGCCGUGGACUCCCCAUCCAGCGAGAAUAUUCUCCUGUCCCGGCCUGAUGGCCACAGUGGCCCAGUGCACACCGUAUUUCCUGAAUCUUAUGGCCGCGUGACUUUUCCUAAAUUUCAUCGACCAAAGUUCCAACUGUCAUCCCCCCAAUCAGCAGGUGGCAUGGCGGAGCCCGGAGCUGCAGAGGGUGUCCCCGCCCUGUCCCCUCCCCUCCCUGAGUGGGGACCACACUCCUCGGCCAGGGAAGCCACGGGGUUCCCCUUGCCAGGCAGUCAGUUGCCGUCUGCAGGUGUCUCUGUGUCCACGGUGGCAGAGGGACAUGUGGGCACCGCGGGGACAUCAGCAGUGGCUGGAGGGGAAGCCCCGGCCGGAGACGCGGAGCCUGAGGGGAGGGGCGGUCCUGUGAGAGCACCAAGAGUCAAGCUUCCCUCUUUCUGCCGGUCCCCCCAAAAGGGGGAGGAGUCCAAAGCAGCCCCUGGAGCCGCCCCGCCACCGGGGGUUUCCUUGCCACCAGCAGCAGCAGGUGAGGAUGUGAGUCUUGGGCAGGAGGGAGAGAAGGGGGUGGUCAGAGCACCCGCCCUCGCCCUACUGAAGGUCUCACCUCCCACAAUGACGGCUUCCACAGGAGGGACCGGCGGAAGUGGCGGGGGCGGGGGUGCAGGUGCAGCAGCUGGGCCCCCAGAAGGAGCGGACGUGACCCUCCACCCCACACAGGCCCACGCUCCCGGUGCCGGCUUCGUCGAAGAGGCGCUCAGACCCGCCGAGGCCCCGCCGGAGGCGAGCCUGUCCACCCGUGGCCCGUCCCUCGGAGACAGCAGCAGAGAGCACGGUCUCGGGGACGGCUCGCAAAGCCAGCUUUGUGGGGAGGUGAUGGCCCCCUCAACAGAGGUCCCCCUGCAGCCGUCCCGGACAACCCCAGAUGCCGCCUCCUCCACGGAGGGGAGCCCAGCGCGGGAGGCGCCAGCGGGAGUCACCCCGGCCGGCCCCAGGGAGAGCUGGUUUAGAAUGCCCGCGCUGCGUCUGCCCAGCUUCAGGCGCCCCUCCAAGGAGAGGCCUGCGUCUGCAGCGCUGGGGGCUCAGGGGCCCGCGCCUGCCACCAGUGCGCCAGGGGAGGGACAGGCACCGACCACAGUCCGGAGUCAGGGUGUCCCUGUUCCUGAGUCCGAGGAGGAGACGACUAAGUGCCCGCGGCCCCUGGAGGCCGGUGGCGACGUGGGAGCCACUGGCAUCGAGGCUUCUGACACAGACGUUCCGCAGAGGAAUCUAGACCUUCAGGCCCCUGCUGCCGGCAUGUCCACUCCCGAGGUCAGGGUCCGGCCAGGCGCAGGCUCCCUGCCCCUCCGGGUGUGCGGGACACUCGCAGAGCCCCACGGGCCUCCAGGAGAAGCAGUCCAGCGCCCCCUUGCUGGGACAGCAGCAGCGCAGGACCCGGCCGGGGGCCCUGAGGAGCCGCCUCCCCAGCCCGAAGGCCCUCUCAGACUGAGGGCCUCCAGUACCGACGUGCCGUCCCAGGUUUCCGUGGUCAACGUGGGUCAAGUCUGGGAGGACUCUGUGCUCACUGUCCAGUUCCCCAAGUUAAAGGUUCCGAGGUUCAGCUUCCCAGCCCCCAGCGCGGAGGCUGAUGUUUUCGUGCCCCGUGUCAGAGAGCUGCCGUCCCCACAGAGCCAUCCUGACACUGCCCUGCUCGGGCAAAGCCCCGGCGCCCGGGACGCCGGCGUCCUGAAGGCGCCCGAGGCCGUCUCCUCAGAAGCCGCCUCCAUCUGUAAGGUCAGGGUGCACAUUCAGAGCGCGGAGGCCGAGAGCAGGCAGGUCACCGUACAAAGCACGGUGACAGCCAUGUACACGGAGCUCUCGGAGCCCCAGGCUCUUCCUGCCCGGAUCGUGCGGGAGUCAGAGGUCCCUGCGUCAGAGGCCCAAACGCCUUCCUACGGGUUCUCCUUACUCAAGGGGAGGGUCCCUGAGCCCACCGCUCGGUCGCAGGCACACGCGGUGACUGCGGACCCUGGGCCAAGAGGGCGCCUUCACGAGCCAGACCCAGGAGCAGGACCUGUUUCUGGAGACCCGCAGCCUGACACCGGAGAGCCCUUUGAAAUUCUCUCUCCCGAUGGAGACGUGCCGGGAAUGCCAGCCUGCUCUUCUGACCUCCACUCUGGCCAUGGGCCUGCAGACAGCUGUUCUGACGAGGAGCCCGCGGAAAUUCUCGAGUUCCCGCCAGAAGAGGGCCGGGAGGCGGCGGCUGCCCCGGCAGAGGAGGACGGGGCCCCCAGAGCGAAAGCAGAAGGUAAAAGGUCCUCCGGCCUGUUCCGGUUUUGGCUCCCCAGCAUCGGGUUUUCUUCCUCUGUCGCCGAGGCCAGCACUGACCCCCAGGCCGAAGCCCCGAGACCCGCUCCGGUCCAGACGCAGCCCGAGGCGCGGCCGCCGCACCCGCAGGAGAGAGCGGGCUGGUUCCGAUUGCCCAGGUUGGGCUUCUCCUCGUCUCCCAGCAAGAAAUGCAAGAGCGCGGAGGCGGAGGCGGGUCCGGCCGAGCAGCGCCUCCAGGAAGAGGCAGGCACCUUCUUUGACGCCCGAGAAGGCUUCUCCCCCGAGGAGCAGGAAGAGGGGGGGUCGGCGGAGGCCGCGGGCUCCGGGGCGAUGGUGGCCUCCGCGGCGAGAACCGAGCUGAUCCUGCUGGAGGGGGACGGAGCCGCCAGCCGGGCCCCGGAGCCCAGGCCCGGCAGCGAAUGAGGGCCGGGCAGGGGAGACCCUUCCCCGGAGGACGGGCGCCCAAACGAAAUCCCGAGGCAGAGGCCCCGCCACGCACGGGGCUCCCGUCCCGCGGCCCACGGGACUGAGGCGCAGGGCGGCGGUGCCCGGACGGACGUGGCCCUCCGGGGCGGGAGCCCUGUGGGGACCCCCGGGGUAGCGGGGCCGCGGAGGGUGUAGAAGUAGUUUCGCUGUCCUGUGGCCCCUGUCUGGUCCCGCCCCGUCUCAGGUGGAGUCUGGCGCCUUCCAGGAAGCCCCCCCCCCCCACCUGCUUGCCUGUCACGAGCUCACUCCCGGCCUCACCCAGGCGAGCUUGGGGACGACACGCGACACACGCACGCGGGGCAGAGGGAGGUGGCUGCGGGCGGGUGAGCCAGCCGAGGGGGCACCCGUCCGUGCCUGCACGGCCCCGCGCGGUCCCCGAGCCCCUUCGCGCACACGCUGCCACCAGGCCUCCCGCGGAAGCUCCCUGGCUGUCCCCAGAUGGGCAAUAAAGGACAGGAUGCACCCACA
Molecule: messenger RNA, 23603 nt
Organism: Prionailurus viverrinus (fishing cat)
Lineage: Eukaryota; Metazoa; Chordata; Mammalia; Carnivora; Felidae
Gene: AHNAK2
Product: AHNAK nucleoprotein 2
Exons: 7
Coding region: 375-23072 (7565 amino acids)
Biological process (GO): regulation of RNA splicing
Cellular component (GO): cytoplasm; nucleus; costamere
Molecular function (GO): protein binding
Source: RefSeq, a predicted model, not a curated record